AUGGCUGCCGUUGCAGACGGGCGAUUGGUGCCCGAAAUUCACGAGCCGAUCGAGGCGGAUCAAAGUGCCCCAGUCGUCGGGGAAGGCGGGCGAGCGUCGGAGUUGAAAGAGGUGAAUAUGGGCGACGGCGCGGAGCAGGCGGAGGGCGACGAAGACAUAGACGAGGCGGCGGAGGGGGAGGAGGAAGAAGAGGUCGACGCGGAAGAGGGAGACGCGGAAGAGCAGGACGAGGAAGGUUCAGACGACGAAGAGGAGGAGGAGGAUGAGGAGGAUGAGGAAAGGGACGAGGAGGCGGAAGAGGGCGGUGCGCAGGGCAGCGGCGGUAUGUCGAGCGCGCAGCUAGCGGCAGCGGUGGAGCCGUCAGACUAUUCGUUCGACGAGGGUAACAUGCUCGUCAACGACUCGCGCCCGGUUUCGCACCCCUUCGUCGGCCCGCACCUCGAGCAGGCGGAGCAGCACGUGCUGGAGAUGGCGCAGCAGGCGGUGCAGGCGCUGGCGGCGCGCCUGUUCGCGCUGCCCGCCACGCCGCACAAGAUGGGGCGCCUCGUCGACCUGCCGCCGCCCAUCACUCCGCUGCCCCGAGAAAAGCCGCCCCCGCGUGCCCAGGGGCUAACUAAGUGGGAGCGAUUCGCGCGGGAGAAAGGCAUACAGAAGCGCAAGAGGAGCAAGUUCGUGUUUGAAGAGGCGUCGGGCGAGUGGAAGCCGCGGUACGGUUACAAGCGCGCCAAUGACAUCAAGGACAUCCCCAUCCUCGAAGCCAAGUCCUCCGAUGUGCCGGGAGAGGAUCCCUUUGCAAAGCUCAAGGCGGACAAGAAGGCGAGGGUCAAGGCCAACGAGCGCCAGCGCCUCGGCAAUCUCAAGGCGUCCGCCAAGCAGCUGCGCCCAGACGCGCUCAGCCACCUGGCGGUGUCAUCAGCAUCGCUACCGCUAUCAGGCAGGGGGCCAGCAGCACCAAAGGCAAGCAAGGCAGCGGUGGGGGCGGUGGCGUCGCUGGCAGCGGGCAGCACGGCCAGUGGGGGCAAGUUUGACCGGCGCCUGGAGGGGGAGAAGCGAGCCAAGAAAGUCGGCAAGCACAGAAAGUUCCUGCCAGUGGCAGCGCGGGGAGCGGAGGGGGAGAGGGAGGGCAAGAUGAUAUCGUCAGUGGUGGACAGGGUGGUGAGCCGGCACGCUACAGACAUCAUGGAUGUCAACAAGGCGGUGACAGUGCUGCAGGUGGGCGAGGAGAGGAAGCGGAGGGCAGCCAAGUGGAACGCUGCAGCAGCAGACAAGGGCAAGGGUGGCAAGGGCGGUAAGGGCAAGGGCGGAGGGGAUUUUGGAGGGGCGGGCAAGGGCAAGAGGAAGGCUGGGGGUGACGACAUGCGGAAAAAGAAGGCCAAGAAGUGA
Molecule: messenger RNA, 1383 nt
Organism: Closterium sp. NIES-65
Lineage: Eukaryota; Viridiplantae; Streptophyta; Zygnematophyceae; Desmidiales; Closteriaceae
Source: the annotation of a GenBank genome assembly